This is a messenger RNA of Sycon ciliatum, 3083 nucleotides long. RefSeq lists its product as uncharacterized. The transcript has 19 exons. Bases 448 to 2559 code for a protein of 703 amino acids. The record is from RefSeq and is a predicted model, not a curated record. NCBI's taxonomy places the organism in Eukaryota, Metazoa, Porifera, Calcarea, Leucosolenida, Sycettidae. Gene Ontology annotation, cellular component: cytoplasm. Gene Ontology annotation, biological process: signal transduction. Gene Ontology annotation, molecular function: signaling adaptor activity.
UGUUUGGUGUUCGCAAGCGCUGGGUCGACUAUUGAAGUCCCUGCUUGGUGGUCGGUCCUGUCGUCUGCAUCAUGUGCCUUGUGCGAUCGUGUCUGCAGAUCAAGUCUGGACAGAUUUGUUGUAGUUGUCAAGAAGACCUUGGCUUCAUUGCCAGACCCAGAGACCAUCAUCUGCAUCAAUCAUCAUGCUUUCAUUAGUCUUACCUACUCGAUUGUGAGCGCCUCGUCAUAUGGCUCGAAGCUGUGCUGUCCUAUCCCAGCCGAGCUGAACGUGUCCCGCAAACCUUACCACCACUUUUCCCCGCUCUGGAGCGAUUACAGCUUCACCCUUCCAUCGGUCUUUGGCCUACACCGUGCGUUGCUCGAUCGCAGUCUCUCUAGCUCUGGACACGCCGUGAAUUUCUGCCUCGGAAAGUGCUGGUCGCUGGUUUGCUAGAGCCGCUGGCGGAUGGCCAGUGUCGUUCCGGGACUGGCCUCCCGGUCCUCUGAGUCGGGUACGAGGCGUGAUCUACUCAAGUGCAGUUAUCUGACCAAAGCACCACCGGGCAGCGAUGGAUUCACCUUCCGGCAGUGGCGACGGCGAUGGUUCAUGCUGUGCGACUCGGCCAUCGUUUACCCGAUGGCACCACGCUCUGUACGACUCGAGUACUACGAGAACGAAGAAGCGGCCAACGGUAUGAUUGAUCCGAAAGGUAUUAUAGACCUUAGUGAGUGCACAGCGGUCAGAAAGUCGGAUCGCACGGUCAAGGGGCACAAGUUUGUCUUCAGCGUAAUCACCGACCACCGGGAGUAUUACCUGAGUGCCGACUCAGCAGCCGAUCGUAAUGCCUGGGUGGAAAUGCUGCAUGCCGUCACGGCAGAUGAUUUCAAGGCACGGGAGUAUCGAGAUUACUUACGUCAGUCCAAAAUUUACAACAGCGAUCCUGGACCAGCAAUGAUGUCCUCUACAGCAACACAUGCAGGCUUGUCAUCUUCAGGUAGCUCACCGCCACAGAAAGAUACCCACACCGAGAGAACUGAGCGCAGGCCAAGACCUCACAGUGUGGGGGACAUGCACCACGUCCAGCAAUCCACCGGCCGACAGCCAAACCUGGACACACUGCCUAUGCCACCGAAAGGCAAUUCUCAGUCCACCGGUGCCGCCGUCGUCACCCCCGCUGCGGCUGGCAAAAACGAGGUGUAUACAGUCGUCAAUCCCAAGCCUCCAAAAAACAGGCUUCUUCAUCAAAGGCAAUCCGCACCGGGGAUAUUGAUUGAAAAUGAGCCACCCCCAGUACCCAAGAAAAGCUCAGAUAUCUAUGAGGAUGAAGAGCCACCAUUAGGUCGUGCACCAAAACUAGGCACAGUUGGAUCAAACGAGAAGACAUUAACGAUAGAACAAAAUGGAUUUGAAAUCGAAGCACUACAGCCUCGGCACUUUGGAGAUGGCUGUGGGUUUGAAGAUUCUGGCGAGGCAAUGUCACCGGCAGCCGCAGCAGCAAAUCCGUAUCAGAACCUGCCACAGAGUUCGAGCAUGGAUGACCUGCUCCUGAUGGAGUCAUCCUCGGCUGGCAAGCGUUCCAGCGGUACAUACGACCAUGUGGUGCACCAGCCAUCGGUCAGACACCGGGGACCCACCAGGCAGAAAGCACAGGAUGCUGCAGACCACGACAGUGACGAGUACUGUGAAAUUCCCGAUGACCCGCUGGACCUGGAUGGCUACAAGCAGGUGCGGCACGCCAGCGCUGUGCCUCUGGGUACUAGUAACCGACGGGCGUACGAAGAAGUGCCGGCGUUCCUGGGCCAAAAGCCGCCUGCAUCACCAAAUCAAAUCAAACCCCAUCUGAAACGUGUUAGCUCACUGGAUAUGAAGAAGAAGUUGGGAGUCAAUGUAGCAGCAUCAAUAGACAUCCCGUCGCCCACGGCGCGAUCUAAUGCACCAAUAGGCAACAGCCGAGAUGCAUACGAUCACCUCGCACCGUCACCGGUCCCAUCGCCCAAGCUACGACAUCAUGCUCCUCCGCAACAGUCGCCACACAAGCCGUCAAAGCCGCCCAAGCCACAGAAGAGCUUGAGCCCGCCAAGACAAGAUCAGGAUGAGUAUGACCACCUGACACCGCCCGGGUCACCUAUGGGUCCACGUAGAGCAUCUGCGGCACCCGAUCUACCAGUAUCGUACGCAUUCUCUGGGCUAGGAGGAGAUCCAUCACAUGGACCACUGCUUACCCCGCACACUGCCGCGCAUAGACGGGUAUCCUCACCCAGCAUUCUCGAUGAAGGUAACAAACGAAUGCACAUGGCAGGUGCCCGUUUCCAGCCGGAUAGCCACUCAGCCAAGAGCUCUCCCAACGUACCGCCGCGCAAGCUAAAGCCAGGCGGCGAUCCGUCAAACUUGGCACCUCCGCGAAUGCCGAAGAGCAAGUCUACCCAGGCACUCGGGAAACAGAUGGGACUGGAUGAAGUGUUACAACAGCAGCAUGCGCACCCACACCACCGCGGGCACCGGCAAAGUUCUGGCGAUGCAGAUGACCGAGGACGCAAAGCACGCAGUCAGGAGGCAAUCUAUGAUAUGGCUGCAUAGCGCGGCCCUCAGAGCACCCUCGCAUCGGGAAACAGUCAAAGAGUCUACGACAGACAGCAGCAACUAAAAGUUGCUAGCUGCGCGACACUACUGGGCUGUCAAACGAGACACAGUGCAGCAGUUCUUUGAUGAUGGACCACUUUCCAAUCAGCUUUCAUCGAAAUGGUAGCCAAAUGAAAGAGGUGCUUGGACCUCUAAGGCGUGCCACACACACCCUGUGUACAUUUUAAUACCCAAGAAGAGACCAUCCUUCCAACUUGAGUUCCAGCAAACAUCAUUGUACAUAAGUAUCUAUCUAUAGAGUCCCCGACCUCUGACUUGAGCAGAAGGAACAUAGAUACACAUUGCUUUUGUUGCUUCUAGAGUCUAGACACAACACAAAGGCAACUUUUCAGGCCAUCUUGCAACACAAGAUCUUACAUUGUGUAAUAUGGUUUCAUCUCUUGUACUGUCAAUUAAAUAAUAAUUAUGUCACCUGAAAGUAAUUGCAGCAACAAAUGAAAUAAAUAUAUGCCGGCAGAGGA